UUAUCAGCCAAUCAAGGGCUGACCCGCCUCCUUCACUGCAUAAACUCAUGACGUGUGGAGCAGAGAUCAGGGUGGUUACAUUUGUCUGAAAGUGAAACUUAAACUGUCUCUGAGAGGAGAAAUGGCGCAGAAAGGAGUGGAGCUGGACCGAGAGAGUUUCUCCUGUUCGAUCUGUCUGGAUCUACUGAAGGAUCCGGUGACGAUUCCCUGCGGACACAGCUACUGCAUGAGGUGUAUUAAAAACUUCUGGGAUGAAGAGGAUCAGAAAGGAGUCCACAGCUGUCCUCAGUGCAGACAGACCUUCACACCGAGGCCUGUCUUAGUGAAGAGCACUGUGCUAGCAGCUCUAACCGAGCAGCUGAAGCUGACUGGACUUGGAGCUGCUCCUCCUGAUCAGAGCUAUGCUGGACCUGAAGAUGUGGCCUGUGAUUUCUGCUCUGGGAGGAAACUGAAAGCCACAAAGUCCUGCUUGGUGUGUUUGGUGUCUUACUGUGAGAAACACCUCCAGCCUCAUUACGACCUGGCUGGGUUAAAGAAGCAUCAGCUGGUGGAGCCCUCCAAGCAGCUCCAUGAGAACAUCUGCUCGCUGCACGAUGAGGUGAUGAAGAUGUUCUGUCGCUCCGAUCAGCAGAGCAUCUGCUACGUCUGCACGGUGGAUGAACAUAAAGGCCACGACAUCGUCUCAGCUGCAGCAGAGAGGAAGGAGAAGCAGAAGGAGCUGGAGGUGAGGAGGGAAGGAAUCCAGCAGAGGAUCCAAGAUGGAGGUAAAGACCUGGUGCUGCUUCAGCAGGAGGUGAAGACCAUCAAUGACUCUGCUGAUAAAGCCGUGGAGGACAACGAGAAGAUCUUCACUGAGGUGAUCCGUCUCAUUCAGCAAAGAAGCUCUGAGUUGAAGCAGCAGAUCAGAUCCCAGCAGGAAUCUGAGGUCAAGCGAGUCAAAGAUGUUCAGGAGAAGCUGCAGCAGCAGAUCUCUGAGCUGCAGAGGAAAGAUGCUGAGCUGGAGCAGCUCUCACACACAGAAGAUCACAACCAGUUUCUGCAGAGCUACCCCUCACUGUCAGCUCUCAGUGAGCCUAAAGACCCGUCCAGCAUCACCGUUCGUCCUCUCAGGUACUUUGAAGAUGUGACAGCAGCUGUGUCAGAGCUGGGAGAGAAACUUCAGGACGUCCUGAGGGACAAAUGGACAAACAUCUCACUGAGAGUCACUGAAGUGGAUGCUUUACUGUCACAACCAGAACCAGAACCCAGGACCAGAUUGUCAAUGUUUAGACAACAAAGAGAUCAAAGGCUUUAUGCUCCAGCAUCAAACCAAGGAGUUCCUCGGGUGCGGAUUCAGGCAGCGGCGUGCGGACCCCCCUUUUGGAUGAAGAACGCACAGUGAUGCCGAAUUCUUACUGCUCACAGCUCAGGUCUCGUGAUGAAGUGAUGGAGUUAUCCAUCACUCUCUGCCGCACCGAUCGUCGCCAUCUUGGAUUCUUCUUCUUCUU
Molecule: messenger RNA, 1487 nt
Organism: Fundulus heteroclitus (mummichog)
Lineage: Eukaryota; Metazoa; Chordata; Actinopteri; Cyprinodontiformes; Fundulidae
Product: E3 ubiquitin/ISG15 ligase TRIM25-like
Exons: 1
Coding region: 122-1381 (419 amino acids)
Molecular function (GO): zinc ion binding
Source: RefSeq, a predicted model, not a curated record